AUGGAAGAACAUUCAAGAAUCCCAAUGGGCAAUGGGGAAAACAGUCAGAAUUCUCAGAAGAUCAGUUUACACUUUUCUGCAAAAUUAUCAAUCUUUCGCCACAACUGCAGCAAUCCUUGCCUUACAUUAUGCAGCAUUACUUCUGUUGUCAGAAUCUGCAAUUCCAUCAUCUGCUCUGCUUCAGGGGAUUCACAACCGGCUGCAAUCGCUCUUCGAUGCUGCCGGCUUUCCAAGGCCGUCUCGCGAACCCCUUUCGCCUUUUUCAAUUCUCUUUUCGGUCCCCUUUUCUACACUCAACUUUGCAACAUGAUACUAAUGAUCUCCGCAAAUGCAACCUGCUUCUGCAUCCUGUUCUUCGCGUUCAACUGCGCCGAUGGAUUAGGCCUUGUGAACCCGAAAACACUGCUGAUCUUUUCAGCCACAGGAGCUGUUCUUUACUCUAUAGUUCUUGCAAAUUCCCUCAUCAUUUUCAAUCUUUCAUUAAUAGUCUCAGGGAUGGAAAAUUCCAGCGAAUACAUUGGGAUUCUCAAGGCUUGCGUCGUGAUUCGAGGAAGAACAGCAGCAACAUUAUCCUUGGCUCUUCCUGUUAACCUUGCACUGGCAGCACUUGAGGCCUUAUUUCAAUACCGAAUUAUAAGAGCAAUUCAUGAGUCAGAAUCUCCCUUUUCAUCCAUUGUUUUUGAAGGGAUAUUCAUAGCAUAUUUAUACACAAUUCUCCUCGUCUUGGAUACUGUCAUCGGUUGCAUUUUCUAUAGAAGCUGCAAAUCAUCAACUACUUCUUCUAUAGAGUUUGAAGCAGAACAGAUAUAUCAGAUUGAGUUUGAAGGUAAAGAUUGCCAAUGUCAUUUCCAAAUGGAAAACAUUGGAAACUCUUCCUUAGUUAGUUUAUAUACAUCCCAGAUGGAAGAACAGGGUUACUUUUUUGCUGCAAAUUCAUCCAAUCAUAUGAAUUGA
This is a messenger RNA of Oldenlandia corymbosa var. corymbosa, 954 nucleotides long. The record is from the annotation of a GenBank genome assembly. NCBI's taxonomy places the organism in Eukaryota, Viridiplantae, Streptophyta, Magnoliopsida, Gentianales, Rubiaceae.